AUGGCCUCUCCCUCGUCCACAGUCACGGCUCUGUCUGCCCCGGGCAAGGUCCUCCUGACCGGCGGGUACUUGGUGCUUGACCGCAGCUACACGGGCACUGUUUUCGCGCUCGACGCCAGAAUCCAUGUUAUUGUUCAACAGUUGAGACGGCGCGGUCCAUCUGCGGCCUCGGUAAGAGAGCAAGCCGAGGCUGCAAGCGGAAGCGGCGCCGGAGAAGGCACUGUGGCGGGCGAUGAGGAUGAAGAUACGAUCAUCGUUCGCUCGCCGCAGUUCGUGGAUGCGGUGUGGGAAUACAGCAUACGCGGAUGUGAGAAUGGUGGAGGUGUCCAAGUGAAUCAGAAGAACGACGGACCACACAAUCCAUUCGUCGAGACCUCUUUGAACUACGCCUUGACGUACAUCAGCUAUGUCGCUGACUCGAAGGACUUUGGUUCCUUGUCGAUUACGAUCCUCGCGGACAACGAUUACUACUCCGAGACGGCCGUCUCGAAAGCUUCGUGGAUGCAGUCGACAAGCCGGUUUGUGAACUUUGGCGUUCCCCUCCAGCAGGCGCACAAAACGGGACUGGGCUCGUCAGCAGCUCUAGUGACUGCUCUGAUCUCUGCGCUGGUUAUUCACCGGACCAUGCAGCCCGAAGACCUCGGCCCGGGGCGGGACAAGCUCCACAAUCUAGCGCAGGCAGCCCACUGCGCGGCACAGGGCAAAGUCGGCUCCGGCUUCGAUGUCGCCGCGGCCAUCUACGGAUCGUGUCUGUACCGACGCUUCUCACCCUCGAUCCUCGAAUCAAUGGGCGACGUCGGCUCCCCCGGUUUCGAGGAGCGGCUGUUCGCCAUCGUGGAAGAUGCCGAUCCGAAGCAUCCCUGGGACACGGAAUGCCUGGACUUCGGCAUGAAGCUGCCACGGGGGAUGCAGAUGGUGUUGUGCGACGUGGAAUGCGGCUCGCAGACCCCGUCGAUGGUCAAGAAGGUGCUGGAGUGGCGGAAGCAGAACCCCAAAGAGGCCGACAUGCUCUGGACCGCUCUGCAAGCGAACAACGAGCGCCUGCGUCUCGAACUCCGCCGCCUGGCGCAGAGCCCCGACGAGCACGAGCUGGCCGACUUCGACGACGUCCGCACCUACAUCCAGCGCUCACGCAACCACAUCCGCUCCAUGACCGGCAAGUCUGACGUGCCCAUCGAACCGCGCGUGCAGACAGAGCUGCUUGACGCUCUGUCCGAGAUCGACGGUGUCAUUGGCGGCGUGGUUCCGGGCGCAGGCGGCUACGACGCCAUCGCGCUCCUGAUCCAGGAUAAUCCCGAGGUGAUCGUCCGGAUGGAGGCGCUCUUCGAGACGUGGCAGAGCAAGGUGGAGGAUGACUUCGGUGGUAAGAUUGGCCAAGUGCGCCUUCUUGGUGUCCGCCAUGGGUCUGAGGGGGUGAGGAAUGAGGUCCUCGAUCAGUAUGUCGGAUGGCUGUGA
Messenger RNA from Aspergillus clavatus NRRL 1, 1455 nucleotides. It is a transcript of the gene erg8, whose product is annotated as phosphomevalonate kinase. The transcript is spliced from 2 exons. Gene Ontology annotation, cellular component: peroxisome. The record is from RefSeq and is a predicted model, not a curated record. Gene Ontology annotation, molecular function: ATP binding; phosphomevalonate kinase activity. Gene Ontology annotation, biological process: ergosterol biosynthetic process; isopentenyl diphosphate biosynthetic process, mevalonate pathway. Lineage: Eukaryota; Fungi; Ascomycota; Eurotiomycetes; Eurotiales; Aspergillaceae. Bases 1 to 1455 code for a protein of 484 amino acids.